Molecule: messenger RNA, 3069 nt
Organism: Tribolium madens (black flour beetle)
Lineage: Eukaryota; Metazoa; Arthropoda; Insecta; Coleoptera; Tenebrionidae
Exons: 6
Coding region: 332-2875 (847 amino acids)
Source: RefSeq, a predicted model, not a curated record
UUGGCCUUUUUCAUUGUGACACUUGCGACAGAAGAAAGUUAGGUUAGGGACGGAACUUCGCAAAGCUGUAAAAAAACAAUACAUUUGACGAAUUUAAUCGAUUUUGGUACAAACAACGCCUUGUUGACACUAUUUUGAGUACCCCCAUUGUGCGAAACUUGAAAAGUGAGGUUAUGUAAGCGCGCUUCAUUCAUAACUUAAAAAUAAAUGCACCUAAUCGGGAUGCGUCUCUUGGAGCGCAUUUCCGGUCAUUGCGUCCGAUAAAAAGGUCACAUUUGGUGGAUUUUUGUAAAAAUUUUGACGUUUAUGACGUAAUAGGCACGUGGUUGAAAUGUUUAAAUCGUUGUUACCUUGGAAACACAGAAAAACAAAAGUGAUGGUCCCAGAGCAAACGAUGGAAGAUGCCCAAAACCUCGAAGAUCACAGUCUCGUCCCUUGCCAGACCUGCGGUCGCACUUUCCUGCCUCUGCCCCUGAGAAAACAUGCCCCAAUUUGCGAGAAAAACGCCACGAAAAAGCGCAAAGUCUUCGAUUCGUUGAAACAGAGAGUGGAAGGCACCGAUUUGGCCCAAUUCCACCAAAAAACCUACUUGAAAAAACCGCCAGAAAGCAUACCAAAACCACCCAAAAAAAAACAGUGGGAGGAAAACCACCAGAAGCUCGUGGAUGCCAUCCGAUCAGCGAAAGGUAAUAUGUCUUCGGUGAAGAAAGCGACGCCUCCGGCGGCUUCCAACGAACGGUGCCCCUUUUGCGAGCGCCAUUUCGGCCCCAAAGCCUUCGACCGGCAUGUCGAGUGGUGUAAAGAGCACCGGAGUCGCAUCCAGAAAUCCCCGGCGAAUGUUUUACUAGCGAAAGAACGACUAGAAGCCCGGACUAAAUACAAAGUUCCGCCUUUGAGCAAGUCUAAACGCGCAACUGUGAAGGAAAAGUAUUCGAGUCCGGGGAUAAACCGGACUGAGUCGAUUUGUAGCGUCAAAAGCACCCCCAUUGUCCCCAAACGCAGCCCCAAUGUGCGCAAACCCAAGUCGGUGGUGGAUUUGGGAAAAAAAAGCGAGCCAAAAAUCGACAAGAGUUCCCGAAAAUAUUGUCCCGGUCGAGAGAAAAUCAAUACGAAUCACGUGGAAAAUCUCGAAUCGAUUACUGUUUCGCCGGUUAAGUUCAAAAAAUUGGUAACUUGGAAAGACAUGAGCGAGAAAAGUCCCGAUUCCGAAUCGGUGAUUGUUGUUUACGAGAAUUCCAACGUUUUUGGGAGAAAAGAAGCCACGAAAAGUCACACAUUUAUCGAAGAAUUGAAGGAAAUUCUCACAGAUUCCGACAGUGAUUUCUCCAAGAAACAAACCGUUUCCGGUACGACAAUCGAAGAGUGCAAAAGUGCACCCGAAUUCGCAAAUUCCGACGAGGAAUUGACCAAUUUGGUCAAUUCACACGUCGACAGUGAACUGUCUUUCAGCGAUUUGACCGAAAAUUUUCAAAAUUGUCUCAUUUCCGACGAGGAUUCUUCGAAAAAACAAAGUGAUGAAACAACAAUUUCGCAAGAAUUCACAAAUUCCGACGAGGAAUUGACUAAACUGGUGAAUUCACACGUCGACAAUGAACUGUCUUUCAGCGAUUUGGCUGAAAAUUUUCAAAAUUGCCUCAUUUCCGACGAGGAUUCGAGAACUGAUUUGGCUGAAAAUUUUCAAAAAUGUUCAAUUUCCGAUUCGGAGGAUUCCCCUUUAGCCUUUUGUUUCGGUAAAGACCCGAACUUGAACGAAUACGAAGUUCCGAAAAAACGCCGAAAGCUAAAUUCGACUUUCAUCGUCCAUGUUCCGACUUUUCCCGAAAACUCGGGGUUUUUACCGAAAAUCGUGACCAAUGUUGAAAAACCGAUCAUCGUUGAAAAAAUCAAAUCACCGACGAAAUUACCACUUUUGGACAAGCGACAAAAAAAAGUCGAGAAAAAAACUCUAGAAAUUAAAAGGGAUACAAGCGACGUCUUUUUGAGUUACCGAAGCCCGAUUUACGAUCCGUUCGCGUCGGCCGAGAGACAAUUCAAGGAAUUGCUCGAGUGCGACACCGCAAUUCGCCCCCACACGGCCGUGGAAAAUGCGAAAUCGCCCCCGAAAAAAAUCGUAAAAUCGGCGGAAAUAUCAAAUAAUAAAAAACGUCAAUCGGUAAUCGAACCGCCAGUUUGUUUUCAAGAUUCCGACGAUGAUUUCGAACUCGUCGAAAAUAUUUUAAACCAGAAAGCAAAUUUUAAUCUCGAUUUGAAUAAAAAUGACGAGUGUUUUGAUGUGUUUUCCACGUCUGAGAGAAAAUACAGCGAUGAUAUGUCAUCAAUCGAUUCGAAUUUAAUAAACGAAAAUGAUAAUUUAUCGAUUCCGGAAAAUUUCAAACUAGAUAAUUAUUCGCCAACAUCGACGGAAGACACCGACACAACGAUACAAAACGACUUGUAUGUGAAAACCCAAAGUGCGAAAAAAACUAAAAAGUCGGCUUCUAGUGAGGCCAAAACGAGAAAUAAAGUAAAAGCGACGAAAGAAACGGAAAAUAAAAGUGGGCACAACAUCAAGAAUUGUGAGAUAAAAGCGGAAGAUUUGUUUGCAGUGGACGACAAAAUGUACGCCGAAUACAAAAUCUACGAAGAGAUGUAUCUCAAAGAGAAAGAGCAAAGGUCAAACAAGAAGUCCAAAGCGAAAAAUUCAGUAAAGUCGUACGGAAUCGAGCUGGAAAAAAGUAAAGUUUCUGACGAUUCGGCCUACGGGAGUCUCACUAGGGCGAAAAUGGACUCGGAAAACGUUCGAAUGUCGAAGUUUUGCCACGAAUGCGGCACGAAAUAUCCCCUAUCCACGGCAAAAUUCUGCGUCGAAUGUGGCGUGAAACGAUUGGUCUUGUGAUAUUUGUUGCUUUACCAAAGUAUUUUUUAACAAAGUGCAAUUAAUUUUUUAUACAAAUAUAUAUUUUUGCUCGAUUAACGACCAGGAGUGUGUUUGUGUUGUUAUUACCAUUCCAUUUAUUUUAUUAUUAACAAAGACUGAUACGUGUUUUUUUUUCUCAUUUUUUUAUAAUUAAUAAAAAAUUAAUUAAUCGA